UAUCGUAAUGUCAAAAUCAGGUGUGUCGAUGUCAUAGAAAAGUGGUUAUGUUUGUUUAAAAAAUACCUUAUAGAAAAAAAUCCUUCCACUUUAACAAAAAAAUAAAACAUCCACCUAAAACAAACCUAGCACAACCAUUCGUACAGCUAAAUGAAGAAUAAUUUCCUGUAAGAAUGCACUGGCAAUGACGUUCUAUUUUGAGCCCAAAUAAUUUUCUAUGGAUAGUGGCCAAAGGUUAAAUUUUUAGUGCAUUUCGGUAUGAAGUCAUGAAGUAACAUUGCGUUUGGAGUAGAUCGACCCUCCCCCGUUGUUUGUGGCUGAAAUGGAUGAUUUCAAACUGAGAGCUGGUGAAAAAAUUGGGGCUUUGCAUGAUGCCGCUCUGGGUGUAGCAAAUAACAGCAAAAUCAAAAUCAAUGAUGCUAUUGAUAAAACCGUUGAGGCUGCAAAGAAGAUCAGAGAGGUUGUGUUAGAGUUGUGGCAGCAUGAGUUAGUGUUAGAGGGCCGGGCGCGAGCGGCGGCCUGGGCGGCCGAGGCGGUGCGCAGAAUCAGAGAGGGCGCUCUGCCCCUCUCUCCGGCCGUCUUAUACCAAGACCUGGUCGACCUGUUCAAGGAUAGAGUAUGGCGUCGCAGUAUGGUGAUCUUCGUAUGUGGCGUUGCGGUGGGCGGGGGCGCGGGCCUAAUGGUCGGGCUCCGGGCCGGGACCCGCGCUCCUCUCGGACCUCACGCUAGGGCGCUGCACACGCAAAGCGAUCAGACCGUCCUCCUGGUAGAGGAUGCUGUGUCUCCGGGAGUGUCAGCGGGGGAGGUGCUAGUCCGAGUGCAGUCGUUCAGUGUGUGUCCUGUAGACCGCGCCGUGCUGCGCGGCCGGGGUUCCGCCCUGCGAGCUCUGUUGGGAACCGGACCCGUUACUGUGGGACGAGGCUUCGCGGGAGUGGUGCUGGACGUGGGCCAGGGGGUCAACGACCUGGAACUGGGCGACGAGGUUUGGGGAGUCGUCAGCGAAUGGAGCGGCGGCGGGGCCAGUGAACUACUGGCAAUUAGGAGGAGCCGUGUGAGUCGCUCCCCGCGCGGCGUAUCCCCUCCUCACGCGGCCGCCAUCCCCUGGGGGGGCACGAGAGCGCUAAAGGCCCUCGGAAAGAUUGAUAUGAAGGGAAAAAGGGUGUGCGUGGUGGGCGGCAACACGUCCGCCUCGUGCCUGUCGAUACAGCUGCUGUGCGGGCGGGGAGCGAGGGUGUGCGUCGCUGAACACUCGAAAGCACAUCCCACCAUGAAAGCACUCGGCGCGCACGAGUUCAUCGACCUGUCGUCGGAGGCGUGGUGGGUGUCUUUGGAGAAGGCUACGUCGCGGGCCGCGCUCUGGGACUCGCUCGUCCUAGGAGACACGGCGCCCAACAUCCCGCACAAGGGACUCGUCAAAGCCACCAGUCGCUUGCGUUCUAUAUCUCUGCGUCCGAGGCCUCUAUUGUCGGACCGUGUCCCCUCCCCCGUGUGGCCGGCCUUCUGCGUAGCCUUCAUGAUGUACAGGCUGCUCAGGUGGUCAGUUGGUCUCGGCUGGCACACUGAUUGGUUGGAAGAUGGUAAUCCGAGCGAACAGCUGGAGGUGUUGAGGGAAAUGGUGGACGAGGGUCAGCUGGCUCCGGUACUAGACAAGGUAUACUUACCUCACGACUUCGAAGCGGCGCUGGCACACGCGUGCAGUGAUGAAGCGGUCGGGACAACCGUCAUACGGUUCCCAUGAAGAUAUUUAUAUAGUAAUAUAAAAAAAGUAUAGCUCAAACUAAAUAUAAAUACGAAAAUCUUUAUUUGAAUUGUACCUAAUAUAUAAUUUUUUGAAAGGAUUUAUAUACAUAUAUUUUUUUAUAAAAUUAAUACAAAAACGACGUUCCUCGAUGUAACUUACUUCCUAAUCGAUUUUUUUUUACAAUUCAUAACGAAUUCAAACAAUAUUCUAAAUCAAGACUUUGAUGUUGUCUGUAAAUAGUUGUAAAUAUAACAUGGUGCUAACAUUUUAACUAGGAACAUUCGAUUUUGUAGAAAAUUUUUAUUAUUAAAUUAUUUUUUUCCAACACUGCCAUUAGCCACGAUACAUCAAAUGGACUUGAUUAAAAUAUUAUAUUAUAUGAAAAUGAAUUUAAUUUUUGUAUUGAAUUUUACAUACCGAAUGCUGUGGUUGCGUUAAAUCGAUGUCCUUCAUGAAGUGCGCCAUCCGUAUACAAAACAAAUGUAAAUAAUAGUUGAAUGUAGAUAGAAAUCAAUUAAAUGUAUGAUAAAGACAAA
This is a messenger RNA of Danaus plexippus (monarch butterfly), 2277 nucleotides long. RefSeq names its product reticulon-4-interacting protein 1, mitochondrial-like. The transcript has 12 exons. NCBI's taxonomy places the organism in Eukaryota, Metazoa, Arthropoda, Insecta, Lepidoptera, Nymphalidae. Gene Ontology annotation, cellular component: mitochondrion. Gene Ontology annotation, molecular function: oxidoreductase activity. Bases 323 to 1738 code for a protein of 471 amino acids. The record is from RefSeq and is a predicted model, not a curated record.